AUGACAUCUCAAGAAACCAAACCAGAUCAAAGAAAAGGAGCAGAGAUCUUCAAUGGCGUAUCAACAUGCAAGCAAAAAGCUCACGAGAUCUUAUCGUCCAUGAAUCUACCUAAAGGACUCCUCCCUUUAGACACAAUGACCGAGAUCGGUUUCAACAAAUCCACCGGUUAUAUAUGGAUCAAGAUGAAGAACAAGGUUCAGCACAAGUUUAAAGCCAUCGGCAAAAGCGUAUCGUACGACUCGGAGGUUACUGCUUUCAUUGAGAACCGUAGGAUGCGUAGUCUUACAGGAAUCAAGAGCAAAGAGCUUUUGAUUUGGGUUACCAUCUCUGAGAUUUACGUUGAUGAUCAAGAUACGACUAAAAUCACUUUUGCUGCUCCGUCGGGUUUGUCACGCUCGUUUCCUGUCUCUGCUUUCGAGGAUGAGAAAUGAUUUGUCAACGGUAUACGUUGACUUUUUUUUAUUUUUUUCGUGCUUUCGUUAGGCAAAGUUCAUUAUUUUGCUACAAUAAAAAUCAUCUUAUUAAUGAUUUGUUUGUGUUAAUUUCUUUCAGUACGUCUUUGUUUUCACAGUUGCAAUCGGCUUACAAUGAUUAAGCGGU
Eruca vesicaria subsp. sativa (arugula) is the source of this 601-nucleotide messenger RNA. The record is from the annotation of a GenBank genome assembly. NCBI's taxonomy places the organism in Eukaryota, Viridiplantae, Streptophyta, Magnoliopsida, Brassicales, Brassicaceae.